This is a messenger RNA of Ornithorhynchus anatinus (platypus), 714 nucleotides long. It is a transcript of the gene FUOM, whose product is annotated as fucose mutarotase. Gene Ontology annotation, biological process: fucose metabolic process. The coding region runs from base 94 to 558 and encodes 154 amino acids. Gene Ontology annotation, molecular function: fucose binding; racemase and epimerase activity, acting on carbohydrates and derivatives. NCBI's taxonomy places the organism in Eukaryota, Metazoa, Chordata, Mammalia, Monotremata, Ornithorhynchidae. The transcript has 6 exons. The record is from RefSeq and is a predicted model, not a curated record.
GGGUCCGGCCCCUGCCCUGGGCCCCUGACCCGGCGCGCGGUCUGCCGUCCGCUGCGCUGCUGCCCGCUGCUGCCCGCUGCUGCGCCCGUUGCCAUGGUGAUGCUGAAGGGGGUCCCGCGCCUGCUGUCCCCGGACCUGCUCUUCGCCCUGGCCAAGAUGGGCCACGGGGACGACAUCGUUCUCGCAGAUGCCAACUUCCCCACGUCCUCCGUGUGCCAGUGUGGCCCAGUGGAAAUCCGAGCGGACGGAGUGGGCGUCCCUCAGCUCCUGGAAGCCAUUUUGAAGCUGCUGCCCCUGGACACGUACGUGGACAGUCCGGCAACCGUCAUGGACCUGGUGGAGGGAGAUAAGGCCAAGGGUCUCACGACACCUGUGUGGACAGAGUUUCAGAUGCUCCUUUCCCAGGCCGGAUGCAAUAAAGCCCUGGAAAAGAUAGAAAGAUUUGAUUUUUAUGAACGGGCCAAAAAGGCAUUUGUUGUGGUUGCAACUGGGGAAACAGCUCUGUAUGGGAACCUGAUCCUCAAGAAAGGUGUGAUUACUUCCUCAGAGCUGCAGUAACAACUGCAGAGUCGGGCCCGGUGCCGGAAGCCAAACUAGGCCUUCAUCCAUCCGUCAUUACGGCCAUUAUUCCCGGCCCUUAAAAGACACCACCUCAGUUCUCCAGGAAAUCGGGCAGGCUCCGAGAAUAAAAGUCAUCUGCUUAGUGGCUCCCUC